This is a messenger RNA of Rosa rugosa (rugosa rose), 1703 nucleotides long. RefSeq lists its product as uncharacterized. The record is from RefSeq and is a predicted model, not a curated record. The coding region runs from base 526 to 1434 and encodes 302 amino acids. Lineage: Eukaryota; Viridiplantae; Streptophyta; Magnoliopsida; Rosales; Rosaceae. The transcript is spliced from 2 exons.
AAGUCUCAUCCCUCUUAAGGACCACCGGCGUUGCUCUUUAGGCCGCCACUAGAAGACGCAUAAUGAAACACGACCCUCCCCUAACCUCCUCCUUGAUUACAAGAUCGUAACGCACCAACGGUCAUGUGCAGCAUUACUAGCCUCAGGACUUGAUUACUGGCCUUAUAAUUACUAUUAAUUGUGUCAUCUACAUAUAGCCAGCCUUUGAUGACUCGCAUAUAAAUAUCCUCGUUGUCCACGCCUUCAAUUUAUUCUGGCUUCUCAAUACGGUAAUACCAUAUCUCUUGCUCACGCUCAUAGUGUUUCAUACCCACUCUGUGUAAGUCUCUCUCUCUCUCUCUCCCUCUAGUUAAUUGGAGGUUAUAACCUUCUCAAUGUGUAUAUCGUCGUAUAUAGAAAGACCAACCCAAACCCUUUUGGAUAAUUCAUUCUUUGUUUCACUCCUUAUAUAUAUAGGAAUUAGGCAGGAGGGUGACAAGGUUGGGUGGAUUGAUUGAUUUAGGGAGUGUCGGAUAAGGUGACCAGAUGCAAAGUUUGGUUCAGUUUUACUUGUUUCUUAUUUGUUUUUCUGCUGUUCUUGAGUUUGUUCAAAAUUUUCUGGGAUUCUUCGGGAUGGAUUUUGUGUUUGGGGUUUUGUUGUACGGUCGUUUCUCGCCGCUUUUUGUGUCAGGGUUGUCUCUCAUGUUCGGGUUUGGGUUGUUAUACAAUUACAACUAUUUGAUUAAAUUCGUAUGUGACAAUAGAGCGAAAGCCAGUGACUUUAGUAAUGGAUUUUGCUCAAACUGCGGUUCUCAUGAAGUUUGUGCUUCAAAGGCCGUGUCUUGCAAAUCUGAACCACUGAAAUCAUUGGAGAAUUUACAGUCAUUAAAUACAGAUGGUUUUCUGUUAACCAAAAUUGUCAAGGCAGAAGAUGCAAUUGAAGGAAAAGAUGAUAAUGAUGGUGACAAUGAUGAUGAGAAUGUUUGUUGUAAGGAGGAUGAAGUGUUUGAUGUUCUGUCAUUGAGGAAAUUGGUAAAGAUUGAGCGCCGGCGGGGGGAUGAGGCACGUGCAGAACUCGAGAAGGAAAGGAUGGCUGCUGCAUCUGCAGCUGAGGAAGCAAUGACCAUGAUCUUGCGUCUUCAGAACGAGAAGAGUUCUACUGAAAUCCAAGCCAAUCAUUAUCGCCAGAUAGCUGAGCAGAAGCAGCAAUAUGAUGAAGCAGUGAUUCAGUCCUUGCAGUGGAUUAUAAUGAAACACGAAUCCGAGAGGAGUCAAUUGGAAGAGCAACUGAGGCUGUGCAGGCAAACGUGCAAUGGUCAGUCUGAGGAAGGUGAUCCAAGUAAAAACCUGUUCGAUUCCACCACAUUGGAAGAUGAUGGCCUCGAAGAUGUCUUUGAUGCACAUUGGAACUCCAUCAUUAUUCUCCUAGUGUUGUUGAAUGGUUUGUUACUGUGAAGCACAAAUUUCUAUUUGCAAAUAUGUGUGGAAUUCUGGGUAUGUUAUUGAAGUACCCACUUGCAUAUGUGUACACAAUUGAAUACUCUGGAGUCUGGUGUACUAACAUCAUAUCAUCAUUUUAUCAAUGAAGGGCAUAUGGGAUGGAGAUUUUCUAUUUACUUGUUCUUGUUACAGAAGCAAGUCGAUCCACGCACAUUGCCGUGCGUGUGUUCGAGAGGCAAUUUGUAUUCACAUACAUUCGAUGACAUUUUUAGUAAAAAUUUAGG